AUGGCUGCUCCCACCAACAACCUCGCCCUCCGCCAAGACGACGGCGUAACCCGCUGCAAAGUCGAAGCUCAAGCCUCGCACACCUACGGCGGCGGCAGCUACUACCAAACACCUGUCGAUAUAACUAGCGGAACACUCUACUGCUACGACGUCAACAACGACAUGGUCUACUACGACCACGAUGCCGAUGUGGAAAACUUCAAUGGCGCUACCAGUACCGUCUCUGCAGGAGAUUGCCAUACCCUCGGCGAUGUUACGUUCCACACUGCGUACAAUAGCGCGAGCAAUCACUUUGAGAUUUGCUCGGUUAACUAUAACGGGGCGGACACUCAAGGUGUAGUUACUAGUAGCAUUGAUCCUGGGCCGGUGAUGGGGAUGCUCGCUUGA
Molecule: messenger RNA, 387 nt
Organism: Alternaria hordeiaustralica
Lineage: Eukaryota; Fungi; Ascomycota; Dothideomycetes; Pleosporales; Pleosporaceae
Exons: 3
Coding region: 1-387 (128 amino acids)
Source: RefSeq, a predicted model, not a curated record